Molecule: messenger RNA, 1476 nt
Organism: Temnothorax curvispinosus
Lineage: Eukaryota; Metazoa; Arthropoda; Insecta; Hymenoptera; Formicidae
Gene: zuc
Product: mitochondrial cardiolipin hydrolase
Exons: 5
Coding region: 362-1042 (226 amino acids)
Biological process (GO): piRNA processing
Cellular component (GO): mitochondrion
Molecular function (GO): RNA endonuclease activity producing 5'-phosphomonoesters, hydrolytic mechanism
Source: RefSeq, a predicted model, not a curated record
AGCGCGAAUCAUCGCGUUCCCCGAUACUCGAAAUGGAAUAACCAAGAUGGCACUGCCAAUCGAAUCCUCUCUCGUCAGUCUCGACUCUCGUCCACUCAGUUUGGCACAUAAACAAUCUCGUACUUGGUCAUUUCUUCCUAAAAAACUUUGGGAUAUUUAACGUGCCGUCAACCAUUGGACCACUAGAUUCGUUUCUUCUUCUGACUUCAUCAGGUUUUUAGCCACCUGCCACAGUCCACAGUCCAGUAUUGGUCGAGAAGGCGCACGAGGUCUUCUCUGAGAUCUAAUAUAUAUUCAAUCAGCUGGGAUUUAUACAUUUAGAUCUUCAGAGAUUUCCAAGUUGCUUAGCUCAGAUUCCAAAAUGAUGAGAAGUGUUGCCAUUGUAAUAACUUCUGGUGCCCUGGUGACGGAAGUAAUGUGGCAGUUGUACAAGGUGUAUAAAUGUUCUCGAAGGAAAACGAUUAACACUGUCAAUGGCUGCGCGACACAGCUUUGCACAAAUACAGAGGCAAAAAUCUUCGAAGUCAUGUUCUUUUCGAAAGACUCCACUUUAUGUCGAACACAUUUGGGACUUAUGAAACCAUGUGGGAGGCUGAAUUGUGCAGUAAGACACUUGAGGCGGAUUGUAGAUUAUUUGGAUUCUGCGACCGAUACUUUGGACAUAUGCGUAUAUUUCUUUACGUUCUCAGAUUUAGCAGAGGCAGUUAUAAGAGCCAAAAAAAGAAAUGUUGUUAUAAGGAUGAUAUUGGAUGAGUCCAUGGCAACAAAUGAUACAAGCAAAUUAAAGAUCUUUUACAAAGAAGGCAUUCAACUAAGAUCAAAACAGUUAGAUACCUUGAUGCACCAUAAAUUUGUUAUUAUUGACAAUAAGAUCUUGAUAUCAGGCAGUAUAAACUGGACUAAAUCAGCAUUUUUUGGAAAUUUUGAGAACGUGCUAGUGACUAAUGAGUCAGCAAUAGUUAAGCCAUUUAUAAACGAGUUUGAAAGCAUAUGGUCAAUACUUGGUGCCAUAACUACACAAGCUAAUUCUAUAAAAACUUAAAUAUACGUUAAGUAGUUUUUUUUUAGUCUAUAUGUUUACUUAAAUUAAGUAUAAGAAGAGCAAAGGAGAGCACAUAGACAUUUUUUUAUUUUAUACUUUUAUUUUUUUGUGUCAAGGCAAAGUUCUUCGCCUUGACAUUUGAUUCGUGAUAUAUUGACAGGUGCUCAAACAACAGACUACUUAUAAGAAAAUAUUGUAGUGACGUUUAAUUUUUAUUAAGAGUAAUUGUUAACUUAAAAGGUUACGUAUAAUUUAAUUUUUUCUUAAUUUUGCACGUAAAAACUAUAAAUGUAUAAAGAGAUAAAUGCAGUUCCCGUACAUGGUAAUUUUACACGUUUCUAUGAAAUCCUAACUUAGGAAGACAAAGAUCAUUUAUCUGCCUACAUGUAUAUACAAUAUUUCAUGUGAAAUAAAAGACAUUUUUACUUCUGUAA